Messenger RNA from Staurois parvus, 280 nucleotides. Lineage: Eukaryota; Metazoa; Chordata; Amphibia; Anura; Ranidae. The record is from the annotation of a GenBank genome assembly.
AUCAGCUGUGUCCAAUCACAGCUGAUCGCAUAGGGGACAUGUACACUGAUCAUCAGGGCACUGAUGAUCAGUGUAUCCCCAGCAGUGCCCAUCAAUGCCACCUGCCAGUGCCCAUCAGUGCCUGAUCAAUGCCACAUAUUAGUGCCUACCAAUGCAUAUCAAUGCCACAUAUCAGUGCCCAUAUGAGCUGCCUUUCAGUGUCGACUAUCAGUGCCAGUCAGUGCCACCUAUCAAUGCCAGUCAGGGCCACCUAGCAGUGCCCGUCAGUGCUGCCUAUCAG